AUAAAAAAAAAAAAAAAAAAAAAAAAAAACUUUGCCUUUGAUGAGGGCGAGACACUGAGAACGAUUUCCCCAUUUUCCAGUUUUUCAAAUACUUUUGCGCCACCACAAUGCUCUCUCGUCUUCUUCCAAAACCCUCAAAUUUCCGAUAUCUAACCCUAGCUUCUUCAAAAUUACUUUCCUAUCCCCAACCCCAGUUCCCUUCCUCUCCUCCCACUCCCACAACCUUCACUUUCCCUUCCAGAUUCUUCUCCUCCAAACACAACAACAACAACAAUGGCAAGGACCGGCAAGACUCCGACGGCGUUUGGAAAAUUUCUGAAGAAAGUGACGGAAAGUUCGAACCUUUUUUCUCUCAAGCUUCUGGGAAAACCGCGGAGACUGAUUUCGGAUUGAAAGGCUACGAAGGUGAAGGUGAUGAUGAUUGGAAGACUGUGGAAGGUUACAAAGCUUGGAGCCUAGUAGAGGAGGAGAAAAGCGAUUUAUUCGAUAUUGGAGACGAACAUUUGAAGGUUGUUGGUGAAUCUGAAACUGGAUUAGAUAGUAGUAGUAGUUUGGAGGAUGAGAAAAAGAAAGAGGAGGCUAAGAGGCUUGAGAAGGAAGAACAGGAACUCACUGCCAUUCUCAAAGGACCAAAUCGUGCAUUUGGGGACUUAAUUUCUGCAUCUGGUAUUACUGAUGAAAUGCUUGACAGUUUGCUUGCAUUGAAGGAUUUGGAAGGAGUGGAGGGAUUGCCUCCUUUGAGAGAAAUAGAGGAUUUGAGGUAUGAGAAAAGUAAAAGAAAAUCAAGCACAGCUGAAAUAGAGAGGCAGAAGCAGGAGGAGUUUGCGAAAGCCAGAGUGAGGCAAGUAGAUGAGAAAGGGAGAGCUUAUGGUACUGGAAGGAGGAAAUGCAGUAUAGCCCGUGUAUGGAUUCAGCCUGGGGAUGGAAAGUUCUUAGUUAAUGAUAAACAAUUCGAUGUGUAUUUUCCGAUGCUUGAUCACCGGGCUGCUCUUCUCCGGCCUUUCUCAGAGACGAAAACAUUGGGGUUGUGGGAUGUUACUUGUACCGUUCAAGGAGGUGGCGUGUCAGGCCAAGUUGGAGCAAUUCGGCUGGGAAUCAGCAAGGCCUUGCAAAAUUGGGAACCAGAUAUGCGUCCUGCACUAAGAUCUGCUGGUUUCUUGACAAGAGAUUCACGUGUUGUGGAAAGGAAAAAGCCAGGGAAAGCAAAAGCAAGAAAGAGCUUCCAAUGGGUCAAGCGUUGAUCAAUGCUGUGUCUUUUCUUCUCUGAAGAACGUGUUUGUAUGGAUCUUCAAUUUUGCCUUAUCACAAUAACUUGUUGAGUCUUUCACAUGGCCUGGCUUCUCAUUUGUAGUGUAGCUUAGAAUGGAGAUCACAGCUUGAAGAUUAUAACUUAUAAAUUUUGUGUUGAUCUGGGAAAAUCCCUUAAACUAAAUCAGUUUUGGAGAAAACAUCAUUCUGUUUCUAUUCUUUCUUGCUUACUUUCUUACAUCUGAUGUUGUACAACAGAAGUUCAAAAGUUCAAAUCACGUUUAUUGCUAUUACUGUGAAUAAAUUUUCAUCCACUGGCUUAAUGGUCUUC
This is a messenger RNA of Ziziphus jujuba (common jujube), 1579 nucleotides long. Its product is annotated as small ribosomal subunit protein uS9m. The transcript has 4 exons. Gene Ontology annotation, biological process: translation. NCBI's taxonomy places the organism in Eukaryota, Viridiplantae, Streptophyta, Magnoliopsida, Rosales, Rhamnaceae. Gene Ontology annotation, molecular function: structural constituent of ribosome; RNA binding. Gene Ontology annotation, cellular component: ribosome; cytosolic small ribosomal subunit. The coding region runs from base 108 to 1241 and encodes 377 amino acids. The record is from RefSeq and is a predicted model, not a curated record.